Molecule: messenger RNA, 1734 nt
Organism: Trifolium pratense (red clover)
Lineage: Eukaryota; Viridiplantae; Streptophyta; Magnoliopsida; Fabales; Fabaceae
Product: cytochrome P450 93B16-like
Exons: 3
Coding region: 53-1642 (529 amino acids)
Molecular function (GO): iron ion binding; monooxygenase activity; oxidoreductase activity, acting on paired donors, with incorporation or reduction of molecular oxygen
Source: RefSeq, a predicted model, not a curated record
GUUUGGUUCACAACAUUCCUCAAUUUUUAUUUUCAAACCCAAUAUAACCAAGAUGAUUUCAAAUUCCUUCUUAUUGGCUACAAAUGUGCUCCUCAUUCUUUUCCUUCUCCAACUUUUCUCCUACUUCAAGAGAAACAAAAAAUCACAUUUACCACCUCACCCUCCAAGUCCACCAUCAAUACCAAUAAUUGGCCAUCUUCAUCUCCUCAAACCACUCAUUCAUCACGCCUUUCGAGACCUUUCUGAUCAAUAUGGCGAUCUUAUAUCCCUUCGACUUGGCUCUACUCGAUUUAUUGUUGUUAACACUCCAGCGCUCGCCAAAGAGGUUCUCAAGACCCAUGAGCUCGCUUAUUCACACCGUAAAAUGAACAUAGCCAUUAACAUGGUUGUCUAUAAUGAUGCUACUUUUGCUUUUGCCCCUUAUGGGUCAUAUUGGAAAUUUAUUAAAAAGAUCGCCACCACUGAGCUCUUGGGUAACCGAACCAUUGGACAAUUCCAACCGAUUCGAACUCAAGAACUCCAUCAAUUCAUUCAAACUUUGGCAUAUAAAUCUAAGGCCGAAGAAAGAGUGAACCUCACACAAGCUUUAAUAAAGCUUUCCAACAACAUAAUAUCGCGAAUGAUGUUGAGCAUUGAGACCUCAGGGACAGACAGCCAGGCAGAACAGGCUAGGGCUUUAGUUCGAGAGGUAACACAAAUUUUUGGAGAAUUUAAUAUUUCGGAUUUUAUAGGAAUUUUCAAGAAUUUCGACUUACAAGGUUUUAAAAAGAGGGCCUUGGACAUACACAAAAGAUAUGAUGCUUUGUUGGAGAAGAUUAUUUCUGAUCGCGAGGUGUUGAGAAAGAAAACCAAAAUAAUAGAAGGUGGUUGUGAGAAUGGUGAAGAGAGAUUGAAGGAUUUUCUUGACAUGUUACUUGAUGUCUCCGAGGAGAAAGACCGUGAAGUCAACUUUACUAGAAAUCAUAUUAAAUCAUUGAUCUUGGAUUAUUUUACAGCAGCUACCGACACUACUGCCAUCUCGGUGGAAUGGACAAUAUCUGAAUUGUUUAACAAUCCAAAGGUGCUAAAAAAAGCUCAAGAGGAGGUUGAAAGAGUUAUAGGAAAGGAAAGAUUAGUGUCUGAAGAAGACUUUCCAAACCUUCCUUAUAUACAUGCCAUCAUAAAAGAAACAAUGAGGCUUCACCCUCCAAUACCAAUGAUUAUGAGGAAAGGAAUGGAAGAUUGUGUGGUUAAUGGUAACACGAUUCCAAAAGGCUCGUUGGUUUGCGUGAACAUUUGGGCCAUGGGAAGGGACGAAAAGAUAUGGGAAAAUCCAUUAGAGUUUAGGCCGGAAAGGUUUUUAGAGAAGAACGAAGGAAGUAAUAUAGAUAUGAAAGGACAUCACUUUGAAUUGUUACCAUUUGGCUCGGGAAGGAGAGGUUGCCCUGGCAUGCCUUUGGCUAUGCGCCAAUUACCCACCGUAAUUGGUACUUUGAUACAAUGUUUUGAGUGGAAAAUGCUUGAUUCUAAUUGUAAAAUCUUAGAUCAUGGCAAAAAAAUCGAUAUGGAUGAACGACCUGGAUUAACAGCUCCUAGAGCCAAUGAUCUUAUUUGUAUUCCAGUUGCAAGAUUGAAUCCCAUUCCUUUACUUCAACUCUACUAAAAGGGAAUUUGUGACAAAGUAGUGCAAUUGCUUUUGAUCAAAAAAACACCCAUAUUCUCUUACCUCUCUUUGCAUUCUUCCAUACUACUGAU